UCUUUGCCCAAUCUUUGCACUCCCUUCACAGCCUGUUGGCCAGUCAUUCCUUCUAAACAAAUUAGAAAUUUGUUUUAUUUUCAUACUCACACUCUCCUUGUUAUAAAACCCCCAAACCCCCUGCCCCUCCCUUCAAAAUGCGCUCCGGCGUCCUGUCAUUCCUUAUCUCGGCGGUGGCCGUGUCCGCCGCAGUCAUUCCCUCCUCCUCCUCCCCCUUCUCCGCCCACUCGAAGCGCGGCACCUCCGUCUCCGUGACGCCGCACGACAGCUACUCGUCCUCGAUCGGCGUGCUCGGCUGCAAGAUCAACACGAACCGGGUGGCGUACUGGCCGUCGGCGCCGGACUGCGACAAGCUGUGCGUCAAGGUGACGGCGAACGGGCGGUCCGUCAACCUGCUCAAGGUCGACCAGUCGGGCGGCGCCUACGACAUCUCGUACGACGCGUGGAACUACCUGUCGACGGGCAAGAACGCGACGGUGGACCCGACGGCCGGCGGCGGGCUCCCGGCCACCUACGAGGACGUGCCCAUGUCCGAGUGCGCGGACCUGCUCAAGGACAAACAGCACCUGUCCUUCGCCGCCGCCAACAGCAUGAACUUCAUCAGCUCCUGCUCGGCCAGCACCUGGGUCGGCCAGAACUACGCGCUGUACAACAUCCUCAACACCCAGUGCACCUGGGGUAUCGACGAGCUCUGCCACCUGCCCGACCCCAGCCAGGGCAACCAGCCCAUCUGCGACCACCAGCUCGGCCUCACCGUGGCGCUGACGGAUUGCCCUGUGAUCAACAUCAAUUAUCCUACCGGCACGACAUCUGUUGCGUCGUAAGACCAACCGCUAUCAUUAUUCGCCAAAAAAAACCAAAAAAAAGGUUCGGCGUGGUUAGGAAAGUCCUAUAGAAAAUAGGAGUUUUUAUU
Messenger RNA from Annulohypoxylon truncatum, 913 nucleotides. RefSeq lists its product as uncharacterized. The transcript has a single exon. NCBI's taxonomy places the organism in Eukaryota, Fungi, Ascomycota, Sordariomycetes, Xylariales, Hypoxylaceae. The record is from RefSeq and is a predicted model, not a curated record. The coding region runs from base 138 to 824 and encodes 228 amino acids.